Messenger RNA from Galendromus occidentalis (western predatory mite), 2427 nucleotides. RefSeq names its product cholinesterase. The record is from RefSeq and is a predicted model, not a curated record. The transcript has a single exon. Lineage: Eukaryota; Metazoa; Arthropoda; Arachnida; Mesostigmata; Phytoseiidae. Bases 25 to 2013 code for a protein of 662 amino acids.
UUCGACGCCGAACUCCCGACGGGAAUGUCUCCCAGUGACGUUGCAGUGACGGUGCUCUGCGCCGUCUUGGCGCUGGCUUCUGGCCAGACGAGGAGGCUCACGUUCAACGGUGUGGACUACAGCAGCCAAGAGCUCAGGCUCAACAACAACGUGAAAAUUCAGGCGUUCUUCGGGAUUCCCUACGCCCGGCAGCCCUUCGGACGUUUCCGUUUCACGAGACCCGAGCCGCUGACGAAACUGAACGACUGGCAGCUCACCGACGACGAGCUUCGACGUCACUACAAAACUCCGCCGACCCAAGCGCGGUCUUGUCCUCAGAUCGAUCCUUUCGGAGGCAACUUCGAUAGCUCACAGAGUAUCGAAGACUGUCUCCGUGUGGAUCUGUACAUACUGGACGAAGUGUUCCAGGAGCAACGAUCCUACGACAGGAAGUAUGGAAUGGGCAUUCUCGUCGAAGGUUUCGAAUUCAAGUCCAGCGUGGCGAGCCACUUGGAUUUGGCAGGCGGAGGCUUCAAAGGUCAGAGCGACGUGGGUGUCCUCGCCGUGGUCCACUACAGGCUGGGCGCGCUCGGGUUCCUGACCACCGAAGACGACGAGGGACCUGCCAACCUCGGGCUGUGGGACCAGAGCGAAGCUUUGAGAUUCCUCAAGGAGCAUGCGCUGAACGGAAACAUACCCCAAGUGGAUCCUCAGAGGAUCAGUUUGCUGGGUUUCGGAUCGGGAGGCGUAUCGGCCUCGAUUCACAUGCUCAACCCUCUCAACAAAGCCAUGUUCUCAUCGGCGUUGGUCUCUGGCGGAAGCGCUCUGGGUCCGGACGCGAGCAUCCGGGAUGCCCGGGAUCGAGCCUUCGAAUUCGGUCAGCAUGUCGGCUGCACCUCGAGCAGCCCGCGGAAAUUGAUCAACUGUUUGCGAUACGUAGACCUUCAGAAACUAGUCACCACCGGAAACGAGGCCAACUUCCUCUUCGGUCCAGUCGUGGACGUGAAUCACACGAGGGACGUAACGAAGGCCUACAUAAUGGACCAUCCCCAGAGGCUGAUGGAGCGCGAGAAUUUCGAAAGUAUCCGGAGCGUGCUCUACGGUUUCCCCGAACAUGCGGCGAGCCUUCGCUACUACACGCAAGCCCUGGCCAGGGCUGCUCCUCUCAACGGUCGCACGACAGCACCGCCGGACAAUUCGAUCGACGAGCGAAUUAAAUAUUAUCUAAGUCCUUUCCAAUCGCACGGCGACACGUCCAGAGCUCUGGCCGCGUCCGUGAAGUUCCUGUACUUCCGGAACUACACCGAUGAGACUCUAAUGUCCAACCAGACCCUCUUCGAUUCGCUCAUGAUCGACGCUCUUACGGAUUACCUCAGCGUAGGUCCAGUGAUCAGUGCGGCUCACCUCCACGCGAGUAAAAAACUCAACGAGCAGCGAUCGGGCGUUUUCAUCUAUUACCGCGAUUCUGAGCCGGAGCUCGCGACGUUCAGCUCCAAACUCCCCGUCAUGAGUUCCGCUUCGGUCAAGUACGGAACGACUAUGGACGACCUACUUCAGUUCGUGGGUGUCAAGGGUAUCGUGCCCUCCGAUCAAGGCUCCGAGGAUCGUUUGGCGCGCGUAUGGACUGUCGUGCUCCAGGAUUUAUUCGGCAAAGUCGAAACGAGCGCCAGGGACAUCGCCGGAAUACAGGACUACAGGCCGAUCUCUCGGUCCGAAGUGUUCUACAUAACGGCUCUGCGUGGCAAGGGAUCGCCUCAAGCGUCCACGAUGAAGUACCGUGAACCGAACCGCAUUUUUUGGUCGAAAUACGUUCCAACGAUCGGAACCAUCCUCGACGACAUAAGCAGAAUGUCCCGAGAUCGCAACGAUAACGCGAAGCUGUAUUGGAGAACGACCCUGGGAACCGCGAUACCCUUGGGACUAUUGGUCAUUGUGUGUCUAUGCCUUGGCGCUCUCUUGUGGAAGGCGCAAAGAUCCGCCUCUUCGAACCUAACGAAAGUUCAAUUCCAUAAAGUGUCCACGAACGAUCCUUGAAGCGGAGAUCAUGGUUCUGUAAAAAAAAUCGACACUCAUGGACGGAGCAGCGCGUUCCCAGCUCUUAGCAACGAAUUCAUCAUUUACUGAGCAAGCUGCCCGUCGGAGCUCGACCGACAAUCAAGCUUCCGACAUGGGUCGAAUACAUCAAUUGAAAGAGUCCGUUUUCGUUGAACGAAAGCCAUUCGCGGACUCAGAGCGCGGUCGUUGUAUCGAAAUUCCAUCGUAUUGAUUGAGUUUGUACAAUAUCGGCAAGCUCAGACUGCCAUCACGAGAUCUGCCAUCCCUGGGGGGGGGGUUAACAUGUGUUGAAAUUCCCAAUAAUAAAUAGGUUGUUCUCUCGAUAGACGAUCUCUUCAAUAAUAUUCAAGUCACGGGACUCCUGGAAAAAUAAAAUAUCUCGGUAUCAGCUAA